Messenger RNA from Striga asiatica, 2166 nucleotides. The record is from the annotation of a GenBank genome assembly. Lineage: Eukaryota; Viridiplantae; Streptophyta; Magnoliopsida; Lamiales; Orobanchaceae.
AUGUUGAACCAAUCUGCUUCUGUGACCUACUUCGCGGCUAAAACCCAAGCUUCUGGCGAGGCGAGCCAUCAGAUUCCCGGCGAGCUGGGACUAAGGAGACGGCGCCAUACUGAGAGGGACAGCCAACCUCCAGACAGGUCGGGUUAUCAGUACUUAGGGUUCGGGUCGGGUUCUUUUGGCGGGAGAACCAGCGAGAAAAAUGGCGUCUCUCACCUUAUUCAGAAGCUGCCCAACGGAUCUUCACAAAAGCUCUCAUGCCAACGAUGUAACAACUCUUCGGAGUCAAUCAAGUGCAAGGACAACGGGAAACCAAUAACUGCUGGCCGUGAUUAUAACAGACACGCGGCGGCAUCUUUCCCAACCGUCCUGACGGCCCCCACCCAUUACUUAGAUGGAACGCCAGUUCCGAAAAGUGAUACGCGGCUUCGCAUUUUCUCCGGCACUGCCAAUCCUUCUCUAUCUCAGGAAAUUGCUUGCUAUAUGGGUCUGGAGCUUGGAAAGAUUAAGAUCAAACAUUUUGCUGAUGGAGAAAUUUAUGUUCAGUUACAAGAGAGUGUUCGAGGAUGUGAUGUGUAUCUUGUGCAACCUACAUGUCCUCCAGCAAAUGAGAAUCUUAUGGAGCUUUUGAUAAUGAUUGACGCUUGCCGUCGGGCAUCAGCCAAAAAUAUCACUGCUGUAAUUCCUUAUUUUGGAUAUGCCCGGGCUGAUCGAAAGACUCAAGGGCGUGAAUCGAUUGCGGCCAAACUCGUGGCGAAUUUGAUUACUGAAGCCGGAGCUGACAGGGUUCUAGUGUGUGACCUCCAUUCUGGACAAUCCAUGGGAUAUUUUGACAUUCCGGUGGACCAUGUGCAUGGCCAGCCCGUCAUACUUGAUUAUCUAGCCAGCAAGACAAUCAGAACAGAUGAUUUGGUCGUGGUCUCACCUGAUGUUGGUGGGGUUGCUAGAGCAAGAGCUUUUGCCAAAAAGUUAUCUGAUGCUCCUCUGGCCAUUGUGGAUAAAAGGCGUCAAGGACACAAUGUUGCUGAGGUGAUGAAUUUGAUUGGUGAUGUUCGGGGAAAAGUGGCCGUGAUGGUGGAUGACAUGAUUGAUACCGCAGGUUGUAAAUCAUUCAAGAUCCAAACUCUUUCUCCUUCUCAACAUGAAGCUAAUAGCGCAUCUUUUGCAGGAACCAUUGCAAAAGGAGCUGCUCUAUUACAUCAAGAAGGAGCUAGGGAGGUUUAUGCUUGCAGCACUCAUGCUGUUUUCAGUCCUCCUGCAGUAGAGAGACUGUCAAGCGGACUAUUUCAAGAGGUAAUCAUAACAAACACCAUUCCAGUGGCAGAGCAGAACUAUUUUCCACAACUUACAAUAUUAUCUGUGGCAAACCUGUUGGGCGAAACUAUAUGGCGUGUUCAUGAUGACUGUGCUUUGGUCAUAUGGACUGAACUUUCCAUGAACACCAACAUCCGAUUGUCUGACAUGGCUGAGAAAGAGAGUAUACAGAGGAAUUUGAGUGAAGAUUUCAGAGGGACAUGGACAAAUAGGAGACCUCUAGAGGUUUCUAGCCUUAAACAUGUGAUUUCUAUACUGGCAAUACCACCAGGAGAGGAGACCCAAUUACCUGGAGUCGGGGAACGAGAGUUGAGGGAGACAUCUCGAGGACGAGAAGGAGCCCAGACACAACCUCAACCUGAGGAUCAGAUGACGACCGUCACUCUAGGUGAACUACGGAGGAUGAUAGCGAAAGUCGUGACAGCUCGACUUGAACUGCCACCUCAACAGGAGCAAGUACCUCUACUUAAGCAGGAGCAACAUGCCCAAUCGAAUGAGCAACAUAACAUAAGAGGAGAGGACGAGGACCAAAGUAGAAGGGAGGAAGGGGGGCAGCUCGAGGGGGCAUCCCUUCUCGGAGCACAAACUGAGCACCGAUGUGACGCCCCCCAACCUCCGUCCGGCGAGCAGCAGCCUUUUACGGCGAACCGAGGACCACUGGACGGACAGAGGAACAGCUCCGGAGAGCCACCAGUUGCCGGCGAGUCAGACUCGAGCUCCUCCGUGACAGAAGCAAGUCGAGCAGCACCUGGCCUGAAGCAGCUUUGCCCAGCUGCUGAGACAACUUCGUUUUCUGGCGUACCGAGAGCAAUCGGUUCCGGCAAGGAGCAGCAAGCAGCAUUCAAGAACUGUUAA